Oncorhynchus mykiss (rainbow trout) is the source of this 6900-nucleotide messenger RNA. RefSeq names its product epidermal growth factor receptor pathway substrate 15 like 1a (gene eps15l1a). Gene Ontology annotation, cellular component: plasma membrane; cytoplasm; clathrin coat of coated pit. Gene Ontology annotation, biological process: endocytosis; endosomal transport. NCBI's taxonomy places the organism in Eukaryota, Metazoa, Chordata, Actinopteri, Salmoniformes, Salmonidae. The record is from RefSeq and is a predicted model, not a curated record. Gene Ontology annotation, molecular function: calcium ion binding; cadherin binding.
CGAACUGGAGGGUGUGUGCGUUCCCGCAGCAACAGGGAAGAUGGCAGCACUCACAUCUCUCACCCAGCUGUCAAGUGGGAACCCUGUGUACGAGAACUUUUAUAGACAGGUGGACCCAGGAAACACGGGGAGAGUAGGGCCCACGGAAGCUGCGUUGUUCCUGAAGAAAUCUGGCCUUCCUGAUGUCACCUUGGGAAAGAUCUGGGAUUUGGCAGACCCAGAUGGGAAAGGGUUCUUGGACAAACAGGGGUUCUAUGUAGCUCUGCGGUUGGUGGCCUGUGCACAGAGCGGACAAGACGUCAGCCUCACUAGUCUGAACCUCACUAUCCCUCCCCCAAAAUUUAAGGACACUAGCAGCCCAUCGCUCAGCACAUCAUCGGUCUCUAGUGAACCCCACUGGGCUGUGAGGCCCGAAGAAAAGAGUAAAUUCGAUGGGAUAUUUGAAAGUCUUGCACCAGUCAGUGGACUGCUCUCUGGUGACAAAGUAAAACCAGUUCUAAUCAACUCAAAACUACCUCUGGACGUGUUAGGAAAGGUUUGGGAUCUUAGUGACAUUGAUAAAGAUGGACAUCUGGAUCGAGAUGAGUUUGCUGUGGCCAUGCACCUGGUCUAUCGGGCCCUGGAGAAGGAGCCGGUCCCCUCUGUUCUCCCCUCCUCUCUCAUCCCUCCUAACAAGAGGAAGAAGUCUCUGGUUGGCUCCCUCCCUGGCACUGUGCCUGUGCUGCCCGCCAGCCCCCCGCCCCCCAAGGACAGCCUGCGCUCCACCCCUUCCCACGGCAGCAUGAACUCCCUCAACAGUGCCGGCAGCCUUUCCCCCAAACACACACUCAAAUCUGUGCAGCACUCAGUGAACUGGGUGGUCCCGGUGACAGACAGAGGACGCUUUGAUGAAAUCUUCCUGAAGACAGACUUGGAUCUGGAUGGCUUUGUCAGCGGAAUGGAAGUCAAGGACAUCUUCAUGCACUCAGGGCUGCCCCAGAAUCUACUGGCACAUAUAUGGGCCCUGGCAGACACCAGGCAGAUGGGGAAGCUGACGCGGGAGCAGUUUGCUCUGGCCAUGCACUUCAUCCAGCAGAAAGUCAGCAAAGGCAUGGACCCUCCUCAGGCCCUGACCCCUGACAUGAUCCCUCCUUCAGAGAGAGGCACUCCCGUUCCAGUGUGUACCACUCCCUCCCAUAGUAUGUCUGGGUAUGUGACCCCUGUGAGCUCUGAGAUGGCUGCUCUGUCUGAGAUGAGGCGGGACAGCUCCAGUUCUGUUGGGUCAGGGUCAGAGUUCACUGGAAUCAAGGAGCUUGAUGACAUCAGUCAAGAGAUCGCUCAGCUGCAGAGCAAUCUUGCUUUUACACACUGGAAUGCUCUCAGGGAGAAAUUCACCCUGGAGCAGGACAUUAGAGAUGCUGAGGAGGCCAUCAGACACAAGUCCUCAGAGGUGCAGGAGAUGCAGAACGACCUGGACAGAGAGACGUGCAGUCUGCAGGAGCUGGAGGCCCAGAAGCAGGAUGCCCAGGAGCGGCUGGAGGAGAUGGAUCAGCAGAAGGCCAAGCUGGAGGACAUGCUCAACGACGUCAGGAUCCAGUGCAACGAGGAGUCCCAAAUGAUCUCAUCUCUGCAGAACCAGAUCCACUCCCAGGAGACAGACCUGCAGAGCCAGGAGGAGGAACUGAGCCGAGCUAAAGCAGACCUGAACCGGCUGCAGUUGGAGGAGAGCCAGAUGGAACAGAGCCUGACUGCCGGCAAGUUCCAGCUGGAGACCAUCAUCAGGUCCCUCAAAGCUACCCAGGACGAGAUCAACCAGGCUCGCAGUAAGCUGUCUCAGAUCCAGGACAGCCAGCAGGAGAUGAAUAAGAGCAUUGAGCAGUACAACAGCACCUUAAAUGGGACACACAGAGGCAGCAUGACCAACCUGGCUGACAUGAGCGAGGGAUUCCCCGACCGCGAGAACGGAGACUUCGGCGCCGUGGAGGACCCGUUCAAGGUGAAUACAUCUGGGUUCAAUAGCGUCCCUCAGGAGAUGCACACAGACCCUUUUCACUCCGAAGACCCCUUCAAGACAGACCCGUUCAAAGGUGACCCCUUCCAAAAUGACCCUUUUGCAAAGCAGUCAUCACUACCAGCCGCUGCAGAUCUCUCUCUCCACCCAGACCCCUUUGGGGGGGACCCCUUCAAAGAGACGGACCCCUUCAAGGCCUCGUCAGAAGACUUCUUCAAGAAGACCACCAUCAAGGCAGACCCCUUCAGCACCACCGACCCUUUCAGUAAAAGUGCCACCCUCCCCACCAAGACAAGUCAUUUUACAAGCAGCACAGACCCUUUCUUAUCCAUUAGCCCAAAACCCACCAGAGGCCCAGGACCAGAUCUCUUUGGUACUCUGGACCCCUUUGGAAGCAGCACUGCUUUUGGAGGCAGUAACAGCUCAUUUGGCAGUAUCAGUAACAGUGGGUUCGCAGACUUCAGCCAAAUGUCAAAGAUCAGAGACCCAAUGGAAGGAAGAGGAGGUUUCCCAGAAUACCAGCAGUCGGGGUUUGUGGAGGACCCAUUCAGUAGGAAUCAGGACGGCCCAGCUCUGCCGCCCAAGAUGAGUGUUCCCCCCAGACCCAAACCUCCCAGUGGUAAAAGCAGCCCUGUCAACUUGCCUGGAGGAGCGGGUGACUUGGCCAAGCCCUGCGACCCCUUCCAGCCGUUCGGCAGUGACGCCAUCGACCCAUUUCAGAGUAAAAAGGUGGUCGGAGACCCCUUUAGUGGCAAAGACCCUUUUGCUCCUUCUGCCUCAAGUAAAGCCUCUAAAGACUCUUCCUUGGGUUUUGCAGACUUCAGUUCUGACCAGAAAAGGUUAAGUUUGGAAAUGAGGCUCAGCAACUGGAGUGGGCGAAGAGAGAGAGUGAGCGAGCGGAGCGGGAGCGGCUGAAGAGGCUCCGGCAGCAGGAGCAAGAGGACUUAGAGCUGGCCAUCGCUCUCAGCAAGGCCGAGAUGUCCCACGGGUGACCUGGACUGGACUGGACACCCACACACACACACACACACACACAUCCCACUGCACAAAAACUGGUUGAAUCAACGUUGUUUCCACAUCAUUUCAACAAAAAAUAAAUACAUGUGAUGACAUUGAAUUAACGUUGAAAACUCAUUGGAUUUGUAAAAAGUCAGUAACAUAAGGGUAUUUAGUUUUUUUUUUCAACUAACUUUUAACCUAAAUCCAAUCCAAUGACAUAUUUUUUGUUGAUUUCAUGUUGAGUUCACGUUAGUUGACAACUCAAAGAAAUGUAAAUCAAAACUAGACGUUGAACUGAAUUCUGUGCCCAGUGGGAUGCCCACGCACAUAGAGAUACAGACACAUAUAGACAAACACACAGAUAGACAUACUCUUACUAGCAUUACUUGUGCACAUACACAUGCGUGUACGACUCACACACCAUACCCCAUCACACUGUGAAGGACCUGGAGCUGGCCAUUUCUCUCAGGGCCGAUGUGCCCAACACAUGUCCGCUUCCUUAACCACACACACAGACACACACCACUGCCACAACACACAUACACACGCCAUCUGAUACGCACACACAGAAACACACACCUCACCACACAAUCUCUGGAUGGACAAACUCUCAAAGCAAAAAAAAAUACAAAACAGAACUUUAGGGGUUAUCCUGGGCCCUGUGGAAACCAGUGGUGUGGUGAUGUAGUGGAGGGGAAACGCAAGUAAAUGCAGUUUACCAACCUUUUUUAUUUUUUUGUGACAGUUAAUCCACCUUUUGCGGACAAAUGCAUAACUUUUUUCACCACGACCGGUGAUCAGAGUUGACCAACCUAUUUUUUUACCACUACAUCACUGGUGGAAAUGGAACUGGAUUUGACUUUACGGUGGUAGGUUGGAGUUGGAGUGGGAGAUUGAAGCCAACAAUCACAAUCUCUCUUACUGUUUUUAAUUGAUAGGUGGGGAGGGGAAAAGAUGAUGACCCGUGGUUUUAGAAUUAACUGAUGCACUGUUUAAAUGCACUAUAGAGGCUGGCUCAACAUGAAAGAUGUAAAGAUGAACAUAAUAUGUGUUGGUUUGGUGAAUGAGCAUGAAUCGCAGCUGGAGCUCUGACAGAUGUGAAAAAGGGAAUACCUAAAGGUUAUGCUGGAAUGCUUAUUAAGAUUGAGACAUUAUUUUAGUAUUGGUUUAUUAUGUGAAUGUGGCAAGCCAGUGGCAGGGUUCUUCUUUGACUGGCUACUGUAAGUGUUGUGUGAGAGAGAGGUCUGUUUGGACCAGAACAAACUGUACAGAUAUAUUUUCUUUCUCUUUGAGUGUGAGAUAGUAGAUGCAUUGUUUUGACAAUAAUUCAGUGCUUCUUCAGCGAACAUAGGAAGAAGGAAUGGGUACUUAGCUGUGCCUCCUCUGAAAGUUCAAGUAAGUUCACAAAGCUGUGAUGUAUAUCAAACAACAACCAAAAAAGGCGAGAUGAGGGAAAUUAUUUCAAGUUUUAUUAUGGAGUUUUUUUAUGAUAUUUUUUUUCACUAUGUGAUGUGUUAUUUUUAUUAUUUUAGGUAUUAUUUGUUAAAAGACAGAAACAUUUUGUUUAUUACGAUUCUAGUUGAAAAAAGCUGCCAAAAAUUACAAACCUACAAGCACAAGCUGCAGAGAGGUUAAAGAAAGUUAGAAAUGGCCUGUGGUUUUCUUCAGCUAACCAUCAAUAAUAUGCAAGUUCAUUAGGUCACAUGAGUUUCACAGCUAUAACUGGAAUAUUCCGCUGUUUACGGUACAGUGUGUCAUAGUUUGAUGUUACAACUUGGGCUCAACCACUUUUAUUUAUAGCUGCUUUGUCUUUUACUUGAAACUCCUUGCUGAUGGUACUGCCUGCUUAGCACAUUACACCUGUGGGUUUUACUUCACUUUCACCUUAAUUAAGCUUUGAAUUGAACUAAAUAGAGAUGAUGAUAAUAGCAGCUGAGGUCCUAACCAUAUGAAAAGGACACUUACAUGAAUUGCCCCUGUGUUCUGUCUUUUCCUGUUGUACUGAACUGUAUGUGUCCUACAUUGACUUUUAUAAGCUUCCAUGUAAUGUCAUUGUUGUCACCUACUAUUGUACUAGUCUGAGGGAAAAGACCUCACCUAACUAUAUGGGAUGUUGUGAAAAUGAAUUAUGAAAGUUACAUCCCCUUUGGGUUGGGAAAGGACAUGAUUUAAGUUACAAUUCAGUGGUAUGGGCCGUUAACGCUGCCACCAGGUGGAAAUAGAAACCAUCUCUCUGUAACAUUUAUUUGUUAAUGUUUACAUAUCAAACUUCUUUGCUCUAGUGGUUAAAACAGUGUAAUUAUAUUAUAUGUGAAGAACCUGUUCUUGUACAGAUCUGACCUUUAACUGUGCUGCUGUAUAUAGCUGACUCACUGGGCAAAAACUGGUUGAAUCAAUGUUGUUUCCACGUUGAAUCAAUGUUGUUUCCAUUUUAACAAAAAAAUGUAUGUGAUGACAUUGAGUCAACGUAGAAAAAAGUAAUCAACGUGAGGGAAUUUGGUCUUUUGGGUUCGGGAUAGGGUAAUCUAACGAAGCAGGGGUAAAAGAAAUGCCUGAAACAAGAUGCACUGGUCUUGACGAGAAGAAAAAAAACUGUUGGGGGAGGUUCUCUUCUGCACUGUUCAACCAAUCCAGUAAAUGUGGAGGAGGAGUUAAGAGUACCCCUAACCCUAACUUUUAACAUAAAUCGAAUGACAUGUGACCUGUGGUCGUCUGCAUUUGACCCUUGACCUUUUUGGCCCUACCUGUGGUGUUUUAAUCACAGGUCAGACUCGAAGCUUGGGAUGCCAACACUCCCGCCCUUACCCAGCAUGCUGUAUGUCAGAACCCCUGUAGUGUACCUUCAGGUUAGGGGAAAUCCACAGUGAGGGUGUUUGGUUGGCCGGAGACUCAGCCACAGCUCUCUGUUCAUUGGUCAUUUCAUGGCCCUUUUUGUAUGCCUUGAAAAUACAUCCAUCAUUUCUUGCUCCAUUCUUUGAAGUUAGCCUAGCGGUUAAGAGCAUUGGGCCAGUAACUGAAAGGUUGCUGGUUCAAAUCCCUGAGCCGGCAAGGUGGAAACAAAUCUGUCAUUAUGCCCUUAAGUAAGACAGUUAACCCCCAACAACAACUGCUCCCCGGGUGCUGAUGAUGUCAAUUAAGGCAGCACCUCUCUGAUUCAGAGGGGUUGGGUUAAAUGCGGAUGACACAUUUAGCUUGAAAUCAGUCAGUUGUGCAACUGAAUAGGUCUUCCCUUGAUCUGACACUGUUGGAUUGGUGAAAGAAAGGGUUCCAUUAUGUAUCCCAAUCACCCAACCAAUCAUGUCAGAUUAGGGAGGCAGGAUGGAAGGAUGCAUUUUGAGAGUAUUGAAAUAGGGCCCAACACUACCUAGUGUUCUCUACAUACUUACCACUCAUGCUGUAUUUUGUCUUUGAUACCUACAUCGUGCAAUAGAUUUUAUUUCGUAUUUUUCUCGUUGUUCGUGUGCUGAAAACACAUGUGAAUCCCAUUGGACUUUUAAUAUGUCUAUGCUUUUAAUACGAGUGCCCUCUGCCCCAACUUGGCUGAGUUUGAUCAUACAUUCAGAGGUACAUGCAGAGGCCUAAUACAAGCCUAAACAGAUUGUAGAGGACUUAUCUUUUGUUUUUCUGACAACUGAUCUGUCUUCUGAAGCUCGAUGCAUUCCUUUUUCUUUUGGUCUGCCUUUAAUUGUCUUUCCGCUGUAGAUGAGAAGAAAUAAUCAAAGCUGUCUUAAACGGUAUAUUAUGUCUGUUAUAUUUGUCCCAUAAGAAGUGAAAAAAUGUACAACUUAAAACAUUUUGAGGAUAUAUGACUGACUAUACACUAAGAGAAAAAAAAUGCUUGGAUUUAUUUUAAAUGUUAAUCCUAUGUACAUGGUCAUUGUUUACUAGAAUAAACAUUUCAUUUAAAUAAA